AAAAAUAAGAAGAAGAAGAAAGUUGAGAAAGAGAAUGGCAGUGAAGCAUUUGAUUGUAUUGAAGUUCAAAGAUGAAAUCACAGAAGCCCAAAAGGAAGAAUUUUUCAAGACGUAUGUGAAUCUUGUGAAUAUCAUCCCAGCCAUGAAAGAUGUAUACUGGGGUAAAGAUGUGACUCAAAAGAAUAAGGAAGAAGGGUACACUCACAUAGUUGAGGUAACAUUUGAGAGUGUGGAGACUAUUCAGGACUACAUUAUUCAUCCUGCCCAUGUUGGAUUUGGAGAUGUCUAUCGUUCUUUCUGGGAAAAACUUCUCAUUUUUGACUACACACCACGAAAGUAGACUAUAUAUAUAUAUAUAUAUAUAUAUAUAUAGUCUCCCACUGCCCACUGAAUGGACCAAGCUGCAGCCUUCAUCUUCAUUUUCUCGAAUAAUAUUAUAUAUAUCUAAUAAAUAUGUGUAACUCUUUGAUAAAUUUAAUAAUACAAGUACUCCUACUCUUUAUUACUUGUUAUAUAUUUUUUGUUAUUAUAUAAAAAUAUGUUCCAAAAAUAAAUUAUAAGUACUGUUUUAUAGCU
Molecule: messenger RNA, 576 nt
Organism: Cannabis sativa
Lineage: Eukaryota; Viridiplantae; Streptophyta; Magnoliopsida; Rosales; Cannabaceae
Product: olivetolic acid cyclase-like
Biological process (GO): pollen tube adhesion
Source: RefSeq, marked validated